Messenger RNA from Brachypodium distachyon (stiff brome), 1366 nucleotides. Its product is annotated as heterodimeric geranylgeranyl pyrophosphate synthase small subunit, chloroplastic. Gene Ontology annotation, biological process: isoprenoid biosynthetic process. NCBI's taxonomy places the organism in Eukaryota, Viridiplantae, Streptophyta, Magnoliopsida, Poales, Poaceae. The record is from RefSeq and is a predicted model, not a curated record. Gene Ontology annotation, molecular function: prenyltransferase activity. The transcript has a single exon. The coding region runs from base 102 to 1142 and encodes 346 amino acids.
AAAUAAUUGUUGAGGACGGCCUAACCUACCCUUCCCCUCAAAUCCAACUCCAAGAGCAAGAAACCACACAUCCGAACCCAAAUCUUCGCUUCUGAGUCGCCAUGGCUCUCUCUUCUCUCUUCGCCCCUCUUCCCCUUCCGCUGCCGAAGUUGCCCUACACCUCCAAAUCAAGCCGCUUCGUCCCCAUCCGGACCUCCGCCGCGGCGGCCGCCGCCACCGCCUCCCCUUCUUUUGACCUGCGCCGCUACUGGACCUCGCUGAUCGCGGAGGUCGAGGGUGAGCUCGACGCGGCGAUGCCCAUCCGCCCGCCGGAGAGCAUCCACUCCGCCAUGCGCCACGCCGUCCUCCCGGGCGCCGGCAAGGAGGGCGCCGCCAAGCGCGCGCCCCCGGUGCUCUGCGUCGCCGCCUGCGAGCUCCUGGGCGCGCCCCGCGCCGCGGCGCUCCCUACCGCCGCCGCCCUCGAGAUGCUCCACGCGGCGUCGCUCGUGCACGACGACUUGCCGUGCUUUGACGCUGCGCCCACCCGCCGCGGCCGCCCGUCCACCCACGCCGCCUACGGCACCGACAUGGCCGUCCUCGCGGGCGACGCGCUCUUCCCCCUCGCCUACACCCACGUCAUCUCCCGCACCCCUUCCCCCAACCCCGUGUCGCAUGCCGUCCUCCUCCGCGUCCUCGCGGAGCUCGCGCGCACCGUGGGAUCCACCGGCAUGGCCGCCGGCCAGUUCCUCGACCUUGCCGGUGCCACUGCCCUCGGCGAGCGCGAGGUCAUGCAGGUGCUGACCAAAAAGUUCGGCGAGAUGGCCGAGUGCUCCGCCGCCUGCGGCGCUAUGCUCGCCGGCGCGGGCCCCGACGAGGAGGCCUCGUUGCGGCGAUACGGCCGCACCAUCGGCGUCCUCUACGAGCUAGUGGAUGACAUACGGAGCGCGUCGGGAAACGGCAAGAUGAGGAGCAACGCCAGCGUCCUGCGCUCGCUGGGCAUGGACCGUGCGCUCGGCAUCGUGGAGGAGCUCAAGGCGCAGGCCAAGGCGGAGGCGGACAGGUUCGCCGAUAAGUACGGCGAGAGGGUGUUGCCUUUGUACAGCUUCGUGGACUACGCUGUGGAGAGGGGGUUUGAGCUGCAGGAUGCUGCUGCAAAGCCGUGACCGUCUGACGGGCGAACAUUCGGUGAAGUUUCAUAUCCGAAACUCGUAAUUUGUAGUGCUACUACUAUAUGUUUAGAACAUUAGAUGCGUGGUUGAUGUCCCUGUUGAAAAUUUAGCUGGUUACUGAAAUAAGAUGUGAUGAAAUAGAAGACCUUAUUGGACGAAAUACCAAUAAUUUUGUGUUUGCACUGCAAUAGCUCUGAAUCCAUAUUAAUUGUCUCAAA